AACUUCUCCCCUUCGCUCGCCUCCAACCUCUCUUCCUCCCCGACCCGAGGCGGCGGCGACCCUAGCUUCCCGAUUCUCCCAUCCCCCCCAUGGCGUCCCACCUCGACUUCCGCUACCUCGACGAGGGCCUCGGCGGCGAGCGCGGGAAGCGCAAGCGCCGCGAGGCGGAGGAGGCGGCCGCCGCCGACUCCAUGGACCUCGACGCCGACGCCGACGCGCCGAGGCCGUCCAAGCUCCGCGCGGUGCCCUCCCUGUCCGACCCCUCCAAGCCCGCCUCCUUCGGGCAGCCCACCUACGACGGCGUCAUCGCCGGGCGCGUCUCCGGGCGGCGCUGGAAGGAGGCCCGCACCCGCCGCGCCUCCGCGCUGGCGGCGUCCCGGAAGCCGACCCCGCUGGAGCAGCGCGCCCGCGACAAGUCCCUGAAGCGCGCGUACCAGGCCCGCGUGGCGGAGCUCAAGGAGGAGAUCCGGCAGAGCAAGGCGGCGAAGCGGAAGCAGCGGGAGGAGCGGGAGAAGCGCAAGAAGGAGAACGUGCUCCGCUCGGGCACCAAGCUGCAGCGGGUCACCAACCCCAAGACCAUCCAGAAGAUCGCCAAGUCCAAGAAGCGGAAGCAGCUCAAGGUCGUCCCCGACGAGUUCCUCGGCGGCAAGAAGUCGGACGCCAACCGCCGCAUGCAGGUGCCCGGCCUAGACAACUGAAGAUCGCCUUACCAAACAAAUCCUUUUGUUAUCUGUGAUACCCAUGUUACAGUGCAGCUUACUAGUUUUUACAUUGCGCAACGAGAUUUUGUACUAAUGCUUUAGCAUGAGAUUUUAAGUAUGGUCAAUCCAGCAAUUAUGUUGGUAUGAAUGAUGUUGGGUGCAGGUUCGUUGCUGAUUUUCUGUGUUC
Oryza sativa Japonica Group (Japanese rice) is the source of this 888-nucleotide messenger RNA. RefSeq lists its product as uncharacterized. The record is from RefSeq and is a predicted model, not a curated record. Gene Ontology annotation, cellular component: nucleolus. NCBI's taxonomy places the organism in Eukaryota, Viridiplantae, Streptophyta, Magnoliopsida, Poales, Poaceae.